Volvox carteri f. nagariensis is the source of this 918-nucleotide messenger RNA. RefSeq lists its product as uncharacterized. NCBI's taxonomy places the organism in Eukaryota, Viridiplantae, Chlorophyta, Chlorophyceae, Chlamydomonadales, Volvocaceae. The transcript is spliced from 5 exons. The coding region runs from base 1 to 918 and encodes 305 amino acids. The record is from RefSeq and is a predicted model, not a curated record.
AUGAAUAUGUUCGCAAACUUCGGAGAUUGCAAAUUCUACAUUAUGCACAAGUCCAAGGCAGUACAUCUGCCGCCGGCAAUGGCAGCGCAAAAGACGAUGUGUCAAGGAGAUACAAUGUCUUAUCCGGCAUUUGUGAGGUGCUUGUCCGCUUUCGUGAGCAGCUGGAGCGACCGCAUGGAUGCCCUGUACACGGACACGCUUGUGGCGCUGACUGAAGGGGAGGCGGACCCAGGCGCUGCCGCACUGGCUCUGGCAGCGAAACCGGAGCAGUACGCGGCCGAGCUAGCACAACGUGUGACGGGUAGCCCGGUCGUGACGGAUGGGUUCGACCCCGUGUACGACGUUCUGCUCAAGGUGGCUCCACCAGCAGCCCUGACACCGGAAGGCGUUGCAAAGGGCCACGAACUGGCGCGGGAGCUUGCAACGGACCUUCGGGAUCGGCGCAAGCGGUCGGUGCAGUCCAUGAUUGGGCGCGCACAGCUGACACCCGAGCAGGCGGACAAGCUGCUGGCUGGGUCCAACGCGUCUCGCAUUCUGGACAUGCUGCUGACACUACCGUCGAGCGCGGAUCGCUUGGCAUGUCUGCCCGACUGUUUCACGCCACCGGAUGAGGCCACGGGCGAGGCGGGUGGCGGCCGAGAGGGCGAACUUCCGGCCUCUAUGACUGCGCCCUCACCCGCAUCAGACACGGAGGACCUAGUCUGGUGCACCCCGUCGCAGCUGCUGGUGGAGCUGGAAGCGAGAUUACAGCGGCUGGACGGUCGGGGGCCACGACCCGUCCCCGUGGGGUCAUCAGGGCCGCCUCUGCUGGGGCCGGCCGGGUCGCCCAACCUCACCGGAGAAAACUUGCUAGCGGAGCUGAAGCUCCUGCGGGACGAAGUGCGGCGGAGAUGGCUGGACACACUGGAUGUCAAGUAG